ACGCUCACUACUCACUUCCGGCUUGCAAGUCCCAAUAGAUAGCUGCUUCCUGGCUGUUGUACUCAGAAUCUAAUGCCCUGCCUGGCUCCCCCUGGUUUAGUCCCCAGUCUCCCUCGCUUUAUGCUCUGAGUUCGUUUCUUAUCAUUAUCUCUGUGCUUUCCCCAAGUUUCAAUUAACUAUCGCAUCUUCCUUUUUGCAUCUGUUUCGAAUUUCCAGAUCUUUACUCAUCUCUCUUAGGAAACUUCUUUUCAUACCCACUUUCCCUUGAAAUCACCCGCACAAGGUUUACAUUUCCAUCAGUUGUUCCCCCCCAUAACCGAAUAUUUAUUCUCCUUCGCUCAUUAUCUUCCACAGAUCUCUUUAUUGCUAUUCUUUCUUUCUGAUUAUCGUUCCUGAAAAACACUGAUACUGAAGUUGAAACUCGAGAGUAAGAUCUAAUUUUUAAAAAAUGCUUCGGUUCUUGCUCCUAAUCUUCAUUUGGUUUGCCGCCAUUGUAAACUUGUUCCACUCUUCUGUGUUGGCUAAAGUGAUAACCUGCUCGAAUAUAGUGCCCCGUAGGGUUCGACAUGAUAGGAUUUCCAUUACCGACUUUGGUGGUGUCGGUGAUGGACGGACAUUGAAUACUAAGGCAUUUCGAGCGGCCAUAUACCGGAUUCAACACCUCAAGAGGCGAGGUGGCACGCUUCUUUUCAUUCCUCCUGGAGUGUACUUAACUGGAAGCUUCAAUCUCACUAGCCACAUGACUCUUUAUCUAGCCAGUGGUGCUGUUAUCAAAGCCACACAGGAUACAAAGCAUUGGCCAUUGAUCCCACCAUUGCCAUCUUAUGGAAGAGGAAGAGAGCGCCCUGGAGGAAGGUAUAUUAGCUUUAUCCAAGGAGACGGGUUGCAAGAUGUGGUAAUCACCGGGGACAAUGGGACGAUUGAUGGGCAAGGAGAGGUGUGGUGGAACAUGUGGAGGCAGAGGACUCUUCAAUACACCAGGCCAAGCCUUCUUGAAUUUGUGAAUUCCAGAGAUAUCAUCAUUUCGAAUGUGAUUUUUAAGAACUCUCCUUUUUGGAACAUACAUCCGGUUUAUAGCAGUAAUGUUGUCAUUCGUUUUGUCACCAUAUUGGCUCCACAUGACUCACCUAACACCGAUGGAAUUGAUCCAGAUUCAAGUUCGAAUGUGUGCAUAGAGGACUCAUACAUAUCGUGCGGAGAUGAUGCUGUGGCUGUGAAGAGUGGGUGGGAUGAAUAUGGGAUUGCUUAUGGUCGACCUAGCUCCGGUAUCACCAUCCGGCGGGUAACGGGAUCAUCCCCAUUCUCUGGAAUUGCAAUUGGCAGUGAGGCCUCUGGCGGGGUGGAGAAUGUACUUGCUGAACACAUAAAUCUUUUCAACACAGGAGUUGGUAUCCACAUAAAAACUAACAGUGGGAGGGGAGGAACUAUAAGGAAUAUAACCUUCUCUCAUGUGUACAUAGAGGAGGCAAGGACUGGAAUAAAGAUUUCAGGUGAUGUUGGAGAUCACCCUGAUGACAAAUUCAACCCCAAUGCUCUUCCUAUAGUCAAGGAUGUUACAGUUAAUAAUGUUUGGGGUGUGAAGGUUCGGCAGGCAGGCUUGAUACGCGGAAUUAAAAACUCCCCCUUCACCCAGAUUUGUCUCUCUGAUAUCUAUCUUCAUGGUAUCAUGGGACCUAGAUCUCCUCCAUGGCAGUGUUCUGAUGUUCUUGGAGCAUCUCGUCAGGUAAGUCCGUCUCCAUGUUCAGAGCUGGCCACCCAGCAACCUGGAUCAUGUGCUAAUAACUUCUGACUUCACCCGGCAUGUUCUUGAUUAAUUUUACAUCAGACAAUUAAUAUUUGUAAUUGCUCAUUGAACUAUCAUCAGGAAAUGCAAUGAUCCGCUACCUGUUGUGUAUGCAA
Prosopis cineraria is the source of this 1899-nucleotide messenger RNA. Its product is annotated as probable polygalacturonase. Lineage: Eukaryota; Viridiplantae; Streptophyta; Magnoliopsida; Fabales; Fabaceae. The transcript has 5 exons. Gene Ontology annotation, biological process: carbohydrate metabolic process. The record is from RefSeq and is a predicted model, not a curated record. The coding region runs from base 449 to 1789 and encodes 446 amino acids. Gene Ontology annotation, molecular function: polygalacturonase activity.